This is a messenger RNA of Xiphophorus hellerii (green swordtail), 5157 nucleotides long. It is a transcript of the gene hnrnpa3, whose product is annotated as heterogeneous nuclear ribonucleoprotein A3. Gene Ontology annotation, molecular function: mRNA 3'-UTR binding. Bases 126 to 1127 code for a protein of 333 amino acids. The transcript is spliced from 11 exons. NCBI's taxonomy places the organism in Eukaryota, Metazoa, Chordata, Actinopteri, Cyprinodontiformes, Poeciliidae. Gene Ontology annotation, biological process: mRNA splicing, via spliceosome. Gene Ontology annotation, cellular component: catalytic step 2 spliceosome. The record is from RefSeq and is a predicted model, not a curated record.
UGCAUAAACCAGUCGUUGUCGUCUAUAUUUAAGGUUUUUGUUGUAAAACUUUUAGAGAAGUACCACAAGCUACCGUAAGAAGGUCACGUGAUACACUUAACGUCUCCGCCCUGCAUAUCUGCAAAAUGGAGGACCAUGAGGCGAAAGAACCAGAACAGCUCCGAAAGCUGUUUAUCGGAGGUCUGAGCUUCGAAACCACAGAGGAGAGUUUACGGGCCCAUUUUGAGCAAUGGGGAUCUCUGACAGACUGUGUGGUGAUGAGGGAUCCUAAUAGUAAACGAUCCAGAGGGUUUGGUUUCGUAACUUACUCCUCUGUAACUGAAGUUGACGAGGCCAUGAAAGCGAGGCCUCAUAAAGUCGACGGGCGAGUUGUUGAACCCAAGAGGGCUGUGUCCAGAGAGGACUCUAACAAACCUGGAGCACAUCUGACAGUGAAGAAGAUCUUUGUUGGUGGUAUCAAAGAGGACACAGAGGAGCACCACAUUCGGGAAUAUUUUGAGAAAUACGGAAAGAUUGACUGCAUCGACAUCAUGGAGGAGCGAUCCACAGGAAAGAAGAGAGGAUUCUGCUUUGUGUCAUUUGACGACCAUGACACUGUGGACAAAAUCGUCGCGCAGAAAUUUCACACAAUAAACUUUCACAAUUGUGAAGUCAGGAAAGCGCUAUCUAAACAGGAAAUGAAUGCUAUAUCCAGUAACCGAGGAAGGAGCGGAGGAUCAGGAAACUUCAUGGGCAGAGGUGGAAAUUUUGGAAGCGGCGGUAACUUCGGUCGAGAUGGCUACGGAGGACGCGGUGGUUAUAAUGAUGAUUUUGACAAUGGUCCGGGAGGAAAUUAUGGCGGUGGACCUGGUUAUGGAGGUGGCCGAGGGGGUUACGGUGGUGGCGGUCCAGGCUACGGAAACCAGGGCGGUGGAUUUGGUGGCAGCGGUGAUGGAGGUUAUGGAGGCAACCGGGGAGGAUAUGGAGGGGGUGGAAAUUACAACGACUUUGGAAAUUAUGGUGGACAGCAGUCAAACUAUGGGCCAAUGAAGGGAAAUAACUUUGGUGGCAGAAACUCUGGUGGACCAUAUGGUGGUGGCUACAGCUCCGGAGGCAGUGGUGGAGGCUACGGCUCACGGCGGUAUUGAACGCCGCAUGUUUUCGGCUUCAGUUCUUAGCAGGAGAGGCGAGGAGGUGAGCAAAGGAAUUGUCAGGAAAGCUGCAGGUUACUUUGAGGCAGUCAUCUGAAAGCAUUAGAGGAACACAGAAGUCAGACUUAACUGCAGCUAAGUCGGAGAAGUUAAAGGAAGAAGGACUGUAAGAACAAGACAUGAGUGCAGAUGAUGCCCUUCCCUAAUUGUGCUAGAUGUUUCCCUGCUGAGAAAGUUUUUCCUUUUUUCUGCGUCUAAAGUGUGUGUGUAUUGUGCCUAUGGUAUUGGGGAUAAAAAGCAAAAAAAAUUUAAACUUCAGUCCUACAUUUUUUUUUUACUUUAAUUUUUUUAUGGCUUGGUUUUCUGCCAGUCAAUUAUUUGUCUUUAAGUUGUUUUUUGUUACAUCAGGCCUUUAGAUGAGCUAGAAUUACUUCUUUCUGAAGUUAUUAUGAUUUAUUGAUUGCAAGUGUCAAGUGUAUUUUAAUUUUUGUAUGUAAAGCACAGUAUGUAAAUCCUUCGUAGUACCAGUGUACAAGUAUAAAGAGCCUAGAUUAGAACCAACAGAAUCCCUUACUCCUUAUGUUCCCAGCAAACCAGAAUCUAGAUUGUUCACAUAUUUUCAUUAGAUAAAAAAAGACAAAAUAAAAUUGUGUAGUAAAGUAACAUGAGGUUCGGUGCAUUAUUGGUUCAGCAAAGAUUUAAAUAAGCCACAGAUUAUUGUUUUUCCAUGUCAAUGAAAUGUUGGUGUAGCCUGUCGAAAUUAACUGUGGAGGUUUUAUAAGUAGUGUUUUCUUUCCUAUUUUGUCCCGUUACAACUACGAACUUGCAUGUAUUUUGUUGAGAUUCUGUACUAUACACCAACACAAAGUAGUACAUAAGUGUGAAGUGUAAGAAAAAAUAUUUAUGGUUUUUGGGAAGUUUACAUACCAAAAAUCAUUUUGAAAAUUGUGGCAUUCUUUUGUGUUGAACCCCAUCUACUCUCAGAUCCUUAAAUAAAAUAAUCGAGUUCAAGCCGUUGCCUUCAGAAGUCACCGAAUUAGUAAAUAAGAGUCCGCCUGUGCCUAAUUUAAUCUCAGAUGUUCUUUGAUUGACUCAGAGGUCCGUAAGGAAAUAUUUGUAAUAAAUCAGCAUUAUGAACACCAAGGAGCACAACAGACAGCUCUGGGAGAAAGUUAGAAAACAACCCAAACUUCCUCUGGAGAAGAACUGUUAAAAUCUUUAUUUCAAAUUAGCAAACCAGUUAAGAUGUGGCAAUUCACCUGAACUAUUAAGGACUAAUGAGACCCAUGGCUACUCUGCAGGAGCUGCAGCAAUCUAUAGCCCAGGUGGGAUAUCUGUCAACAAGACAACUAUUAGGCUACAUUCACACUGUAGGUAAAAGUUACCCAAAUACAACUUUGACAUCCUGAACAGCAUAAUUAGAUUUUCUUCAAUUAAUCGUCAAAAUUUCACAAUAAGGUAGAGAGCUGGAAGAUCAGAUGUAAACAGACAAAACAGGUUUGGUAGGCACCACUGAUGGAGCUUAUCAGGAUGUUGACAGUUAUUAUUGUGCAACGUUUUCAGAUUGUUGUAGAGUCACGUUGAUGUGUACUAGCCAUCUUUUAGAAUGCAGGUCACUUGAGGAAUGUUCACACUGAGUUCUGAUGGCAGCCAGAUUAGAAUUAUAACAUGUACAACGACUCGACGAGCGCUGUUGUUGAAAAUAAGCCAUCGGAAGUCUCAUUUGUAGUUUGCCUUUAGCCAUUUAGCAUGUUGUAAAAACAUAAGUGCAGAUAAGACAUUGUGUUCACAUUCAAAACCACAUAUGUGGUGUAUCACCGUGAAAUGUGGUGGCAGCAUUAUUCUGGAGUGACGCUUUUCUGAAGUGUUUGAAAGGAAGUGCUGUAGAGGGCUACAAAAGGCUUGACGGUGGUUUACCUUGUAGCAAGACAUUAACCCAAUAACAUACAGGUAGAGUAACAAUGUAACAACUUACAUUAAAGCAGAAUGACCAAAGUCCAGACCUUAAUCCAGUUGAGAAACUGUUUCUAAAACUUGAAAAAUGAUGUUCACAGAUGCACUCCAUGGAGUCGGAAAAAGCUUGAGCUUGAUUUUCAGUAUCUAGAUGCUCAAAGCUGGUGGAUAUACUGUAUCGCAAAAGAUCUGCUGCUGUAAUGUCAGUAAAAUGUUCUUCUGCAAUCUAAAGACUUGGGGAGGAUAAAUACAAAUGUACUACACUUUUCAGAUUAUUUGUCAACUUCACCAUUAUGAGUAACUUUGUGUUGGCCUAUCAGCAAUCUAAUAUAUUUACUCUGGAAUUUGUUGUUGUAAUGAGACAAAAAGUUCAAGGAGUAUCUCUUUGGGUGACUGUGGUGUAUAUGUUUCCAUACAGUGUGUAUUUCCUUCUUAAUGUGUAUAGGGUUAAUGUAAAGGGAGGUUCUGACUCUAGAAAACAGCUCAUACAAAUGACAGUGUUUGGAGAGGGGAAUAGGACUGAAAGCUACAACCUCCUGCAGUUGGGCCCUCAGCAUCGCUAGUGUGGAAGGAUUGCAGAUGACUGUCAGACAGAACACCUUCAUCCCCCAGCACAGUGGACCAGUCAGCAAUUUGAGAGAGAAGGGAGAAGGCAGCACGGAGCACAACACCCACGGAAGAAGCUUGCAGUGUCGUUCCUGGUAGUGAGCAUCUAUCUCGUUUCCAAGGCUAGCUAAGCUCCUCAGCAGAUGGUGCUAGCGAAGAAAGACUUAGGUCCUGGACACACUCGAGAUCCUGUUGAGUGAGAUACAGAAGUUUAACCUUCAAAUGCUAGAUGUCAGACAUUAACAAGAAAAGGGAAGCGAGUAUUUCACAGAAAAAGCUGAUUCGAGAAGAAGGAGCAGGUAAGAGUAACCACUUUGCUUGAUUUACAGAUGUGGAAAUGGGCAUUCUCUUCUUGCUGAAAAUGCUGUAAAGGCCUGAUAACAUGGGAGGUUCUGGAUGGGUAAGACAUUUUUUGACAUUAUCAAAGGUUUUCCAAUGUCAUGUAUUAGUGCUACUUGUUCUGACUAGUCAUCUUAUAUAAAAAUGUGUCUUAAAGAAUGUUGCCCAGUGUUUGACUUUUGUUCACCAAUUCUUGAUGUUUUAUUACACUUUAAUUGUCAGAGAUCCUAAUAGCGAUGAAACACAUAAUUUGUUGGCCAAAAAAGGAUACUUUUCUUUUAUAUUCAGUCAAUUUUAUCACAAUUGUACAAAAGAGAACAUGUUUGAACAGAUUAGCUUACAUUUUGCUAACAUUUGCCAAGGUACAGUUGAGAUUAAAUACACCAUGAGUAUGCUCAGUCUUUAUGUGUUUGAUCUAAUUCUAAAAGCAUGUUUUAGUUUAAGAUGUAAACAGCAAAAGCAUCCCAGUAAAGUAAAAUUUUGCAACAUAAAAACUAGUUAAAGAAUCAAAAGGUCUACACAAGUGCAUAAAAAAGCAAUGGACAGCAUCAAUCUUAUCACAGUGUGAUAUAUAAGGGAAUAUAUAUCACACUGAUAUAAUAUAAUGUAUUUUGUUAUAUUGGCCAACCCUACUCAGGUAUAAGUGGCAACAGUUUUUGUUGUAUAGAUGGAUAACAAUUUCCGGGGAAUGUUACUUCUAGGUAUUAUUAUUAAAAGAUGUGUUUACUUAAGUAAUGUUGAAUCUUGAGUUGCAAACCAAACACAUCAUGCAUUUAAAGAUUGUCAGUCUUUGGAACAAAUUAAGUAAUUAAAUUUGGUGCUCAGUUUCACUUAGCUGGCCAAAAACAGCACUGACAUAUUUGUAUGUUUAAGUUCACAAUAAUCCCUAAAAGAGCCCUGAAACAUCAGUAUGCCAAACAGGUCCAGACUGAUCGUUGUUUUGACAAACCUCUACGUGCAGCUCUGAGCCUGUGCUUUUAGAGCGCUAUCUGACUGGAACAACCUGUUCUCUUGUUACCAACAAUAUUUCCCAGCUCCGCAACAGCACGACAGUGUUUACCAACUGCUCUGAUUUUCAUGUAAACUGUGAUGUGUUGUGUUCAUCUUAAUAAAAGGUACUUUUUUUCUA